GCAAGAAAAGCAUGAUGAUGAAGGGUUAGUUAGUGAGUGUCGCGUAAUAAAAUAGAUUUGAAAAUUUGAAAUUGAAUCCAAAAACAAACACACACACACAUACAUACACCGUGUUUGGCUCGGCUUGUGAUUCAAAAUUAAAUUGAAAGGAACUUAUUCCCUCUUACUCCUCCGUUUGAAACCCUAGCUUAGCAGAAGAAGAAGAAGAAGAAGAAGGCAUGGCUACAACACCAAUGGCGUCUGGUCGAGAGUUGGCGAACCCUCCAUCUGAUGGAAUCUCCAACAUUCGCUUCUCUAAUCACAGUGAUAAUCUUCUCGUUUCAUCUUGGGACAAGACAGUGCGUCUCUACGAUGCAACCGCAAAUGUGCUUAGAGGAGAAUUCCUUCACGGUGGACCUGUUCUUGACUGUUGUUUCCACGACGACUCUUCUGGAUUCAGUGCCUCCGCCGAUAACACUGUUAGGCGCCUCGUUUUCGCCACUGGUAAGGAGGAUAUUUUGGGAAAGCAUGAUGCUCCCGUUCGUUGUGUUGAGUACUCUUAUGCUGCAGGGCAAUUGAUCACUGGUAGUUGGGACAAAACCAUAAAGUGUUGGGACCCUAGGGGUGCAAGUGGACAAGAGCGCACUCUUGUUGGGACGUAUCCACAGCCUGAGCGUAUUUACUCUCUAUCUCUUGUUGGACAUCGGCUUGUUGUAGCAACAGCUGGAAGACAUGUUAAUGUUUAUGACUUGAGGAACAUGUCUUGUCCUGAACAACGGAGGGAAUCUUCAUUGAAAUAUCAAACCAGAUGUGUACGCUGCUACCCAAAUGGAACAGGAUAUGCACUUAGUUCCGUUGAAGGGAGGGUUGCAAUGGAAUUCUUUGACCUAUCUGAAGCUAGCCAGGCAAAGAAAUAUGCUUUCAAGUGUCACAGAAAAUCCGAAGCUGGAAGGGAUAUUGUCUACCCUGUAAAUGCCAUGGCAUUCCACCCCAUAUAUGGUACAUUUGCCACAGGAGGUUGUGAUGGUUUUGUUAAUGUAUGGGACGGAAACAACAAAAAGAGGCUGUAUCAGUAUUCAAAAUACCCAACUAGCGUUGCUGCACUCUCAUUUAGCAGAGAUGGACGUCUCCUAGCUGUUGCGUCAAGUUACACUUUUGAAGAGGGACUGAAACCCCAUGAACAAGAUGCUAUCUACGUUCGCAGCGUGAAUGAAAUUGAGGUCAAGCCAAAACCCAAAGCCCUUCCUAAUCCUACAGCGUGAUUCACUAGUUCCUGAUAGUAAUUUUGAAAAAUAGGAAAUUCUUUUAUCAUAUUUCUACUGUGUACUGUUUUUGGACUGGAUUUCCACCUUGUACUAUGUUCACAUCUUCACAUCUUUAGUGUGAACAUUCCAAGUUAAACUGAUGUUGUGAAGCAGUAGCGAAUUUCUAGAUACGUGCUGGUUAACAUUUUGGCAUUUCUAUUUUAUGCGUCUGAGUUUGCCUUCAUUGUAAAUAUUUGCUAUUGUUAUGUUGUAAAGACCAGGAUGACAACUAUUAUUAUUGAUAUGCUUCUCACAAA
This is a messenger RNA of Trifolium pratense (red clover), 1540 nucleotides long. Its product is annotated as mitotic checkpoint protein BUB3.1-like. Gene Ontology annotation, molecular function: ubiquitin binding. The transcript is spliced from 9 exons. Gene Ontology annotation, biological process: mitotic spindle assembly checkpoint signaling. The coding region runs from base 219 to 1241 and encodes 340 amino acids. NCBI's taxonomy places the organism in Eukaryota, Viridiplantae, Streptophyta, Magnoliopsida, Fabales, Fabaceae. Gene Ontology annotation, cellular component: phragmoplast; bub1-bub3 complex; kinetochore. The record is from RefSeq and is a predicted model, not a curated record.